GAGGAGGAGCUGGAAGGGGGCGCGGCUUGCUCCCGGUCCCUCCCGGGCGCCGGGCCUCCUUCUCCGCCGGGCCCAGGGCUGGCGGCCGGCGGGGGUCGCGGCGGCGGCGGCGGCGGCGCUGGCUGGCCGCCGUCGGCGGGGGCCUGGCUCCGGCUCCGGGUGUGAGGAGACAAGAUGGCGGCGGCGCUGUGGAGGCCGGUCUCCUCCUCUUCUCCGCUCUCCUCCGCCCCGCCGCUCGCCGCCUCCUCCUCGGUCUCCUCCUCCUCGUUCGCUGCCUCCUCCUCCUCCUGCUGCUGCAGCAGCCCUAGCGACCGCCGAAGCGCCGGCCGGCUCUGCCGGAGCUCCGGAGGGGGAUAGACGGGGCAGCUGCGGGCUCCGGCGACCCGGAGGCAGAGCUGGGGCCGGGGCGGGGACGGCGGCGGGGACGGCGGCGGCGGCGGCGGCGCCGGGUGGGGAUGGGGUCGCAGACGCUGCAGAUCCUCCGGCAGGGGGUGUGGGCCGCGCUCAGCGGGGGCUGGUACUACGACCCGCACCAGGCCACCUUCGUGAACGCGCUGCACCUCUACCUGUGGCUCUUUCUUCUCGGCCUGCCCUUCACCCUCUACAUGGCCCUUCCCUCUUCCAUGAUUAUAGUAGCAGUUUAUUGUCCUGUGAUAGCUGCUGUUUUCAUUGUUCUGAAGAUGGUCAACUAUCGACUCCACAGAGCCCUGGAUGCUGGAGAGAUUGUAGAUAGGAACGCAAAUGAGUUCACAGAUCAGCGAGCCAAAACUGAGCAAGGCAACUGUUCAACGCGGAGAAAAGAUAGCAAUGGCCCGAGUGAUCCUGGUGGGGGGAUUGAAAUGGCUGAGUUCAUUCGAGAGGCCACACCCCCAGUUGGUUGUAGUUCAAGAAAUUCUUAUGCUGGCUUGGAUCCAAGCAACCAGAUUGGAUCUGGCUCCUCUCGUCUUGGAACAGCAGCAACUAUUAAAGGAGAUACAGACACCGCUAAGACUUCUGAUGAUAUCAGUUUAAGUCUGGGCCAGAGCUCUAGUCUUUGUAAGGAGGGAAGUGAAGAACAAGAUUUGGCAGCUGACCGGAAGCUCUUCCGCCUGGUCUCCAAUGAUUCCUUCAUUUCCAUUCAGCCGUCCUUGUCCUCGUGUGGACAGGACUUACCAAGGGACUUCAGUGACAAAGUGAGCCUGCCGAGUCACAGCCACCACCACCACGUCGAGCAGUCCCUGUCCAAUGCCUGCGACACAGAAGUAGCUUCUCUUGUCCCUUUACAUUCGCACUCUUACAGGAAAGAGCACCGGCCGCGGGGUGUGCCGCGGACUUCUAGCUCUGCUGUGGCUUUUCCAGACACCUCACUGAAUGACUUCCCUCUGUAUCAGCAAAGACGUGGGUUGGAUCCUGUUAGUGAGUUAGAAUCUUCCAAGCCUCAUUCUGGAUCCAAAGAAUCCUUGGUGGAAAAUUCGUGUUUACCUGGGGAAUUUCAGCUGGUUGGCGAGCUGAAAAACAGUAAUUCUCAGCCACCCACCAGAAGUGGGAAGAGCAAACCCUUGAACGCAGACAAAAGCAUGGACAGCUUGCGAAGCCUGAGCACGCGCAGCAGUGGCUCCACGGAGAGCUACUGCAGCGGGACGGACCGGGACACCCACAGCACCGUCAGCAGCUACAGAAGCGAGCAGACCAGCUCCACGCACGUCGAGAGCGUCUUGUCAGAGCACGAGGGGUCUCCCCAGGCGGCGAAGAGGAGCGGCCAGAAGAGAGAGGGCAGUGCUGAGGCAGAGGACGAGAAUAGCUGUGCCGGUGACAAAAGGACUAGCAGUGAAAAGACUGCCGUGGACGUGAGCACGAAUAGCGGGGUUCAGGAGGCCAAGGGUUCUAACGGCUCUGAUGACGUGCACAAUCAGAAAGGUCUCAGCACCUCUGCAUCUGAAGAAGCCAAUAAAAACCCCCAUGCAAAUGAAUUCACUUCACAGGGGGACACACCACUUGGGAAGACUGCUGAAAACAAAGAGGAGGAGGGUGAGAAGCCAGCUGUGUCAGUGGACUCGAAAGGUAGUAAAGAUGUUGGUGGAAAGCAGAAGGAAGGGGAUGUGAGACCUAAAUCCUCCAGCCUAAUCCACCGGACAGCCUCUGCCCAUAAGUCAGGCAGGAGACGGACAGGGAAAAAACGGGCCAGCAGUUUCGAUUCAAGUCGGCAUAGGGACUAUGUGUCCUUUCGAGGUGUUUCCGGUACCAAGCCGCAUAGUGCUAUAUUCUGCCACGACGAGGACUCCAGUGACCAAAGUGACUUGAGCAGAGCGUCCAGUGUGCAGUCUGCUCACCAGUUCAGCAGCGAUAGCUCUUCUAGCACCACGUCUCACUCUUGUCAGUCUCCGGAGGGCAGAUACAGUGCCCUGAAGACCAAACACGCCCCUAAGGAGAGGGGCACCGACUCUGAGCACACACACAAAGCCCACCUGGGCCCGGAGGGAGCUGGCAAAAAGCGGACAGCACGGCGGACUUCCAGCACAAACAGUGCCAAGACGCGGGCCCGAGUGUUGAGCCUGGACAGCAGCACGGUAGCGUGUCUGAACGACUCCAGUAGGCUCAUGGCGCCUGAAAGCGUAAAACCCUUAACCACUUCAAAAUCCGAUCUGGAGGCCAAAGAGGGAGAGGUGCUAGAUGAGCUAUCUUUAUUGGGACGGGCUUCCCAGUUAGAGACAGUCACUCGAUCUAGGAAUAGCUUGCCAAGCCAGGUUGCUUUUCCUGAAGGCGAAGAGCAAGACGCAGUCAGUGGAGCAGCACAGGCCAGCGAGGAGACGGUGUCAUUUCGCCGUGAACGCAGCACAUUUAGGCGCCAGGCAGUACGGCGCCGGCACAAUGCAGGGAGUAACCCUGCCCCUCCUACAUUGCUCAUCGGAUCACCCCUAAGCCUUCAAGAUGGUCAGCAAGGCCAGCAGUCCACAGCCCAGGUCAGAGUCCAGUCCCGCCCCCCCUCCCAGGCUGCAGUGCUCAGUGCUAGUGCCUCCUUGCUGGUGAGAAACGGGAGUGUCCACUUAGAAGCCUCACAUGACAGUGCGUCUGCUGUAGGCGGCAGCAGUUUGCACGAUGAACUUGGUAAGUUCUCUUCUACGCUUUAUGAGACUGGUGGCUGUGAUAUGUCACUUGUGAAUUUUGAACCAGCAGCAAGAAGAGCGUCCAAUAUCUGUGACACGGAUUCUCAUGUAUCCAGUUCUACCUCAGUUCGAUUUUAUCCACAUGAUGUGCUUUCUCUUCCACAGAUCCGACUGAACAGACUAUUGACCAUCGACACAGAUUUAUUGGAACAACAAGACAUUGACCUAAGCCCUGAUUUGGCAGCUACUUAUGGUCCAACAGAAGAAGCUGCUCAGAAAGUUAAACACUAUUAUCGCUUUUGGAUCCUGCCUCAGCUGUGGAUUGGCAUUAACUUUGACAGACUCACACUUUUGGCCCUGUUUGAUAGAAAUCGUGAGAUCCUGGAAAAUGUGUUAGCUGUCAUCUUGGCUAUUCUUGUGGCUUUCUUGGGAUCCAUUCUUCUUAUACAAGGCUUCUUCAGAGAUAUCUGGGUCUUCCAGUUCUGCCUGGUGAUAGCCAGCUGUCAGUACUCACUGCUUAAGAGUGUUCAACCAGAUUCUUCUUCUCCUAGACAUGGUCACAAUCGUAUCAUUGCCUACAGUAGACCAGUUUAUUUCUGUUUGUGCUGUGGUCUUAUUUGGCUCUUGGAUUAUGGUAGCAGACACCUAAUGACAACCAAGUUCAAAUUAUAUGGAAUAACUUUCACCAAUCCUCUGGUGCUUAUAUCAGCCAGGGAUUUAGUUAUAGUGUUUACACUCUGUUUCCCAAUAGUAUUUUUCAUUGGUCUCCUGCCUCAGGUGAAUACAUUUGUAAUGUACCUUUGUGAACAGUUGGAUAUUCAUAUCUUUGGUGGUAAUGCCACCACAAGCCUGCUUGCAGCACUUUACAGUUUCGUCUGUAGCAUCGUGGCAGUAGCCUUACUGUAUGGAUUAUGUUAUGGGGCCUUAAAGGAUUCCUGGGAUGGCCAGCAUAUUCCAGUGCUUUUCUCCAUUUUUUGUGGCUUAUUAGUGGCAGUAUCCUAUCAUCUCAGCCGACAAAGCAGUGAUCCAUCUGUGCUUUUUUCUUUGGUGCAAUCCAAGAUUUUUCCAAAAACAGAAGAGAAAAAUCCAGAAGACCCUUUGUCUGAAGUAAAAGAUCCACUGCCUGAAAAACUUAGAAAUUCUGUUAGUGAGCGUUUACAGUCUGACCUGGUAGUGUGCAUUGUAAUCGGCGUGCUGUACUUUGCUAUUCAUGUAAGCACAGUGUUCACAGUACUGCAGCCUGCGCUCAAGUAUGUGUUGUACGCCCUGGUCGGCUUCGUGGGUUUUGUAACCCAUUACGUACUGCCUCAAGUUAGGAAGCAGCUGCCGUGGCACUGCUUCUCGCACCCUCUGCUCAAGACGCUGGAGUAUAAUCAAUAUGAAGUUCGAAAUGCAGCUACUGUGAUGUGGUUUGAGAAACUUCAUGUGUGGCUUCUUUUUGUGGAGAAGAAUAUCAUCUAUCCUUUGAUUGUUCUCAAUGAACUUAGUAGCAGUGCAGAGACAAUUGCGAGUCCAAAAAAACUGGAUACAGAAUUAGGUGCUUUAAUGAUCACCAUUGCUGGUCUGAAGUUGCUGCGAUCCUCUUUUAGCAGUCCUACGUAUCAGUAUGUCACAGUCAUCUUUACUGUGCUCUUUUUCAAAAUCGACUAUGAAGCUUUUUCGGAGACCAUGCUCUUGGAUCUCUUCUUCAUGUCUAUACUCUUCAACAAGCUUUGGGAACUCCUUUAUAAGUUGCAGUUUGUGUACACUUACAUUGCCCCGUGGCAGAUCACGUGGGGUUCUGCUUUCCAUGCUUUCGCUCAGCCUUUUGCAGUGCCCCAUUCAGCCAUGUUGUUUGUUCAGGCUGCCGUGUCAGCCUUCUUUUCUACUCCACUGAACCCCUUUUUGGGAAGUGCAAUAUUCAUCACGUCAUAUGUUCGGCCUGUGAAAUUCUGGGAGAGAGACUAUAACACAAAACGAGUGGAUCAUUCAAAUACCAGAUUAGCUUCCCAGCUCGAUAGAAAUCCAGGAUCAGAUGACAACAAUCUGAAUUCCAUCUUUUAUGAGCAUUUAACCCGAUCCCUGCAACACAGUCUAUGUGGUGAUUUGCUCCUAGGACGGUGGGGAAACUAUAGUACUGGGGACUGUUUCAUUCUUGCCUCUGACUACCUCAAUGCUUUAGUUCACCUGAUAGAGAUUGGAAAUGGACUGGUGACCUUCCAGCUGCGGGGACUUGAAUUCAGAGGUACUUACUGUCAACAACGGGAAGUGGAGGCCAUUACCGAAGGUGUUGAGGAAGAUGAAGGAUUUUGCUGUUGUGAACCUGGCCAUAUUCCUCAUGUGCUUUCAUUUAAUGCUGCAUUUGGCCAGCGCUGGCUAGCUUGGGAAGUGAUAGUCACCAAGUACAUUCUGGAGGGUUAUAGCAUCACUGACAAUAGUGCUGCUUCUAUGCUUCAAGUCUUUGAUCUUCGGAAAGUACUCACCACUUACUAUGUCAAGGGUAUCAUUUAUUAUGUUACAACCUCUUCUAAACUAGAGGAAUGGCUAGCUAAUGAGACAAUGCAGGAAGGACUGCGCCUGUGUGCAGAUCGAAACUAUGUAGAUGUGGAUCCAACAUUUAAUCCAAACAUUGAUGAAGACUAUGACCAUCGACUGGCAGGCAUAUCCAGGGAGAGUUUCUGUGUGAUUUACCUCAGCUGGAUAGAGUACUGCUCUUCCCGAAGAGCAAAGCCACUGGAUGUGGACAAAGAUUCAUCUCUGGUGACUCUUUGUUAUGGACUCUGUGUUCUGGGACGGAGAGCUUUGGGAACUGCAUCCCACCAUAUGUCCAGUAAUUUAGAGUCAUUCCUCUAUGGAUUGCAUGCCCUAUUUAAGGGAGAUUUCCGUAUUUCUUCAAUUCGGGACGAAUGGAUCUUUGCUGACAUGGAAUUGCUGAGGAAAGUAGUAGUCCCUGGAAUUCGUAUGUCCAUUAAACUUCAUCAGGACCAUUUCACUUCUCCGGAUGAAUAUGAUGACCCCACUGUGCUCUACGAAGCCAUUGUAUCCCACGAGAAGAACCUCGUCAUCGCCCACGAAGGGGACCCUGCGUGGCGGAGUGCAGUGCUCGCCAACUCGCCCUCCUUACUCGCUCUGCGGCAUGUCAUGGACGACGGCACCAACGAGUACAAGAUCAUCAUGCUCAACAGACGCUACCUGAGCUUCAGGGUCAUUAAAGUGAAUAAGGAGUGUGUCCGAGGCCUUUGGGCAGGGCAGCAGCAGGAGCUUGUUUUCCUGCGUAACCGUAACCCAGAGAGAGGUAGCAUCCAGAAUGCCAAGCAAGCCCUGAGAAACAUGAUAAACUCAUCCUGUGAUCAACCUAUUGGCUACCCGAUCUUUGUCUCACCCCUGACAACUUCUUACUCUGACAGCCAUGAACAGCUUAAAGCAAUUCUCGGGGGCCCCAUCAGCUUGGGAAACAUCAGAAACUUCAUCGUGUCUACUUGGCACAGGUUAAGGAAAGGUUGUGGUGCCGGAUGUAACAGUGGUGGCAACAUCGAAGAUCCUGAUACCGGAGGUGGGCCCUCCAGCACCAGUAACAGUGCGACAACUGCCAGCGAUCCCCACAGCAGCGCCUCCCAGGGAAGCGCCGGAAACCCAGGCCAGGCACCCGGAGCAGGACUUCAUCCUCCUGUCACGUCCUACCCUCCGACCCUAGGCACGAGCCACAGCUCCCACUCCGUGCAGUCCGGCCUGGCCCGGCAGUCCCCCGCCCGGGCCUCCGUGGCCAGCCAGUCCUCUUACUGCUACAGCAGCCGACACUCGUCUCUCCGGAUGUCCACCACGGGGUUUGUGCCUUGUCGGCGCUCCUCCACCAGCCAGAUAUCGCUUCGCAACUUGCCGUCGUCCAUCCAGUCCCGCCUCUCUAUGGUGAACCAGAUGGAGCCCUCCAGUCAGAGCGGCCCGGCCUGCGUGCCGCACGGCUUGCCUUCCUCCAGCAGCUCCAGCCAAAGCAUCCCCGCCUGCAAGCAUCACACCCUCGUGGGCUUUCUCGGGACAGACGGCGGCCAGAGCUGUGCCGCUGACGUGCAGCCCGGCAGCACCUCAAGCCCUGCCAAUAACUCCCAUGCCAAAAAGGGGGAGGUGAUUUACAGAGUCCAAAUUGUGGACCCCGGUCAAAUUCUGGAUGGAAUCAACCUGUCAAAAAGGAAAGAGCUGCAGUGGCCUGAUGAGGGUAUUCGGUUAAAAGCUGGGAGGAAUAGCUGGAAGGACUGGAGUCCUCAGGAGGGCAUGGAAGGCCAUGUGAUUCACCGAUGGGUGCCUUGCAGCAGAGAUCCAGGUACUAGAUCCCACAUCGACAAGACAGUACUUCUGGUCCAGAUUGAAGAUAAAUAUGUGACUGUAAUUGAAACUGGUGUACUAGAACUUGGGGCUGAAGUGUGAGCCAGUGUUUUAUAACUUCAUUUCUUUUCCCUCAAAAUUCCAAGAUGUUGGGAAAAAAAAAAAGAGGAGAGAGCAGAAGAUGCCUGCAGUUAUCACUUUGAUCCUGUAGGAGAGACUUGAACAUAGAGUGGGCUUGGUUAAGCACCUCUCCUUCGCCCUGACUCCCAUCACUGUCUCCAUCCCCAAAUAAAGCUGAAAUAUUUUUUUAAGUUAGCUGCUGAGAAAACAUUUUGCAUGAAGGAUAAAGUUCUGUUAAAAUACAUCCUUAAAAGUUUUUUCCUAUGCAUUGUCUAUGCUUUAAAUCAACAAAUUCUUGAUUUCUAAACUACAAUCUCAUAUUUUUCUAAUUUCUUUGCCAAAAAUAAUUGCCAUGUUUUGUCAUAAAACAUGAAAUCCAUUUACCUUGAUUUUUAGAAACAAGUGUAGAAACCGUCAGUUUGACACAUAGCAGUAAAAAAGUUUAAUGUACAGUGAAAGAGACUAUGAACAGACAUAGAUUUAUCUUAUUCCUUGAGCUCUAAAAACUUUAAUGAAAAAAACUGCACUAAUUUUUUACAAUGCACUAAAGUCUGAGAUUUCUCAGAACAUUUAUUUAUAUAUAAAAAUAAAAUACCAUUAUUUAAAUUGCCUUUGGGAUUAAUCCCUUCCCUUUCCUUAUAAACAUACGUAGCAGGAACAGUGCUGCUCACUCUUCUUUAGUCUGUACUUCAUGCCAGUCCACCAAUUGUUUCCUUUCAAAUGAGUACUCCAUCUCAAGAUACACGUGGCUUCAUUGCUGGUGUUUCCCAAAGCCAGUAGUUAGUGACUCGGUCCCAUGAACACUCCUGCCAGCUUCCGUGUCCACACUUCAGAUGGGCUCCAGCACCAGGAGCACCCCGGCCACCCUGCUUCUCCCACCUGGGCAAGUUCUGCUGAGGUCAGUUCUGGGAAGAAAACGCUUUUGCUUUUCAAAGAAGAAGAUGAACAUCCAGGAAUUUAAAGAAAGGAUUGCUUGCCUUUUAAGAGUUCUUAGCUCUUGAAGUCAUUCACAUGCAGUUCAGUUAAUCAAGUAAAAUUUUUUCAAACAAAAUUAUCCAAAUGGUGCCGUUCUUAUCAUUAUAUCCCACUUUAAUAACCUUGCCUUUUCUUUCCCUCCUCUCUUCUUGUUCUGUGACUUGAAUUUUAUUUCCUGUGAUUUAUAGUGUGUAACUGUAAUUUGGAAUAUUUAUAUCUGUGAUGAAAUUGACUUAACUCAUAUGUUGUCUCAUAACUUUCAUUGUUUUUUUUUUUACUGUAUGUAUUUAGGGAAAUAUAUAACUCAAAUUUACAGUUGGUCUAGGUGGGAACUGCAGUUUAGAUUUCAUUUUCAACAUAUGGCACUUUUUAAAUCCUUCAGAAAACUUUUCACAUUUUGUGUGACACUCCAAAGAAGAUAUACGUGUGAGCAUUAGGAGCAGCCAUCUGCCUGCCCCCAUGAAUGAAAAGUAAAAAGAAGCAGGUGAUGUUAAUUUCAGUCAUACAGUUUAUUUAAUCUGUUACAUCCAGAAUAUUCCAGUUUCAGCGUGUGGAACUAGCUGUAUCUCAGGUACUUGCUGGCCACAUGUGCUGAGUGGCUACUCUGUCAAGCAGUGUGGGUUUGAAGUUAUCUUUCUGAGACAGAAGGAGAGAGAAGCUGUUUCUCUUGGUCAUCCUAAUGUAGAUCUUACAGUAUAGCAUGACACUUCAGUAGAAGGAAUGAAAACAAAGUAAACAGCUAAUAUAUACCAUCUGAUUGCAUUUUCACUCCAAAACCUUUUGCUUUUCCUUUUUCCAAUUUUAAAUUUUUGUGAUUAUUCAGGAGCCAGUGUGCCUCGUGUUGAUGUUUCCAGACUUCACACACUGCAAAACUUAUUGUUGAGAAACUUUUGGUCAACUAAUUUAUUAAACCUUUAUACAAAGGUACCCUGUUUUCUCAAAACAGAUUGAAUUUUGUUAUCUUUUAGUAGUUUUAUUAAUUAGGAAUCCUAAAAGGAGCCCUGUUCUUAUUUUUUAAGUCUAAAACUUGUAGUCUUUUUAAAAUCAUAAUACUUUUCUAAUAAUUGCAUCUGGGGAAGUAUUGAUAAUUAAGGAAGGAUUCAUGUCUUAAGAAUAAUUUGACCUGAACUAUAAUAGAGAAAUAUACAUACUUUCAGUAAUUGAAUUGAUUAUACAUGUCUUAUUUAACCCUGUCCCCCACUACACCACACUCCCUUGGAGGGUGGUAAGCUAUUCAUUAAGCCCUGCGUAGCCUUUUUCAUUAGUAUCAACAUAUAAGACUCCAGUAUACACGUAUUGGCAUCUUUAGUUCACAGUUGCCAAAACUUUGAGAGUUCCUUAAUUUGAAAGUAAAAAUAUGUAAUUAAAACACUUUUAACUUUUUUCAUUGUUUUAAAUAGUUUUAUUGAUAGUUUUCUGGGGUUUUUUCUUGUUUGAUUUUUAUUUAGAGUUCUGGAGUAUGUUAUCAAUGGUUAGCUUUUUUUUGUUGUUAUUCUUAAUUUAGUGUUAAAAAUCAUUUUAUAAUUCAAAUUUGUGGUUAAUCUUCCAGUUUAUAACUUGGUGUAAACCCUCUUUUUACACCAUUUUUCAAUACUUGAUAAAAUUUUAUAUGUUGACUUUUUUCUAAAGACCUAUAAUUUUUCCAGAAGUCUAGAUUAAUAUGUUGAUAUUUAAGGGGUCUGAGAGUGUAGGUGGUGAGGCUCUCUAUUUUUAAGAUAAGUAGAGAUUAAUUACCUUUCAGGAAAUUAUUGAACAGACUUCAUCAGUGUUCUGCCUUCUUUGAGUUUCCAUUACUGGGAGAUUAACUUCCAUUAUAUUUGAAGUAUUUCUCUUAAUAUUUCAAGUAUAUCUGAGAUACUUCUCCUAAUCCUUGAAAUAGAAUUAGUCAGACAAGAUUUCUCUCUUGAGCGAAAUAUGGAAAAUUACUCUGUGUACCAAAUGUCAGGCAGUGAAAAUAUAAGCUUUAACGUCAGCUCAUUAAAAAGAUGUAUUUUUCUUCCUGGGUUGGUUUACUUUUCCAUCUCAUAUCAAAAUAUAAAAAACCAGCCUCACAUUUAAGCAAGGGUAGCUUAGCCUUAAUGAAUUCCCCUUUGCCUCUGAGCAGCAGCCCUGGGCCCCUGCUUAGGAAUUCUUCAUUUGGUCGAUUGCUGCACUGAGUCAUGUUCAUCCAGAGCUGAGCCUUUUAAACUUACGAUUUGCCCCGAGGCUAAAAUGAUCAUUUUCUCUUAGUUAACUCGCAAAAAUCUUUCUUCAUAAAUAUGUGACUUGAGAAAAAGAUAGCAAUAGUGUUGCAUGAGAAUUAUUUGAAUUUGUUUACUAACUGCAAAAUUAUAAGUUGCUGUCCACAAUGUGAAUUACUUUUGUGUUUAUUUUCAUCACUUUUUCAUGAAUAUCGACGAAACCUCACCCUCCCCCUUUUUUUAAAUUUCUCAAUAUUCAUUCUUGUUCUUUUCUGUAGUAUAUUAUAAUCACAUAAAAUUACUUUGCUUGGACACAGACCCAGUCACGUUUUGACUUUUGUUAGCAUACCUUGUUCAGAUGAGGUGUAAAACAUCCAUUUUUGUUCUAGAAGCUUUUCCUUUAAUUCCAAAAUACAUGAAGAGAACGGUGUCGUUUAAGAAGAUGAUAGUUGAAACUCAUGACUUUGAACUUUGUUUUGGUCUUAUGUGGAAGUUGAGUUUUAUUAAUCUGGAAAAAGAGGAAAAUUAGACAUAAUGAUGUAUUUGUGCAGCAUAAACAUUAAUAUUAUGUUGAUAUGUAUAGUUUUUUUUAAUAAGGUAUUAAAAAACUAGCCUCUCUUUUCUUCACUUAUUUAAAAAAAAAACAAAACAAUCUGGUUGAUAUAUACCUAGGACUUUUAUUUAGGUGAGAACGAUGAUUGGAAAGAAGUUCAUUAUUGUACAAGUAUAUCUGAUAGGUAUGUGAGUUGAAGUAUUAAUUUUUCUUGAAACAGAGGUGUAUUUUCUGCUUUGAAUCACCUCACCCGAGUCAUCUUGUCAAGAAUCACUUCUGAUAAGAAUUUGUCUCUAUUGCCUAUCAGCCAACGUGUUCUUUCUGAAUUAGAGAAAAUAAGUUCUGUAUGUGAGCUGAACUUCCUUAUGUACUGUUUUAUGGAAGCGGCGUAACAUUCUUUGGGGCACCAGAGCUGAUUGUCCUCACAAGGUUACAUGACUGCUCUGUUCUAAGACACACCUAUUAUAUAGGGUUAUACCUUUUUUCCCUGUGCCUCAGCUCUGUCCCUGAGAAUUUAUGAUUCAGUGGAGCAGGAAGAAAGGUCACCUAAGAUUGUGAUAAGGAUGAAUUCCUGCAGGUUAUUUGCACAGAAUGGGGCGAUACCUUGAAAUUUAAAGCAGAGAAGUAGUGGAAAAAUGAGAUGGCUGCUCCAGAUGACUCUUGGGUUUAGUGUAAUUGUAGUAUAACAUGAUUUUUUAUAUAUGAAGCUUGAUUCUACAACCAAAAUAAUAGAAAUGGGAAGAUUGUGUCUGCUUAUGCUUUUUUUUUAAAAAGCUUACUAUAAUUUAACUAAAAAUAAAUUGUAAAAAAUGAUUACCUUAACAUUAUACAAGUCUGGCAAUGAGCUCUGCAUGAGGAAAUGGAAGGAAGAAUAUGAAAAUGAUUCCAGGAAAGUAGGUGGGAGGAAGGAGAGUGGGUUUCCCUUUUCUGAUCAUGGGCUCUGGAAGUAUUCAUUGCCUCUACCAGCAUUCAGUAUAAACCAGAGAUAUGUACUCCCGUAUGUCCGUGAGUGUGUGUGUGCGCGCAUGUCUGAGUGUUUGUUAUUCUGAACAGCUUGUAAAUACUAUAGUUGUUUAAAAUGGAAACUAAAAGCUGGGAUUGGUGUUUUUUUUUUGCAAAUAUAUUGCAUCAAAGAUACAGUAUUGACAGUGGAUAAAACACUGAGGAAAUAAAUUUUUUUUCAUUUUGC
Cervus elaphus (red deer) is the source of this 12396-nucleotide messenger RNA. RefSeq names its product pecanex 1 (gene PCNX1). The coding region runs from base 456 to 7481 and encodes 2341 amino acids. Gene Ontology annotation, cellular component: membrane. Lineage: Eukaryota; Metazoa; Chordata; Mammalia; Artiodactyla; Cervidae. The transcript is spliced from 36 exons. The record is from RefSeq and is a predicted model, not a curated record.